AAUGUGUAGCAUAGUAAUAUGAAGACGUGAGAAUUAAACGUUGAUAGCUACUAUGUUAUAUUAUGUAUAUCAUUUUUGAAGUUUUAGAAUUUUUUUUUAAAUAUUUCUAUUAAAUUUAUAAUAACAUUUUCAAAUUAUUAACCGAAUUUACUUUUUAUUUAAAUUACUAUCUCUGGAUAUUUAACAACAAGUCUUAUUUAUAAUGGAUCAAAAUGUCAGUGAACUGACAAAUACUCUCAGAAAAUGGGAAGAGGAUUUACAAGGACCUGCUUACAAUCCUAUUCCAACAUUAGUCAAGUUGUCUGAAAUGAUAGAAGCAGAAACAGUUAAUUAUAUUAAAAAAGAUCCUGAUCCUUUUGAUGACCGUCACCCAUCACGAGUUGAUCCUACUUGUGCACUUGGUCAAAUGUUUAAAAUUUUGUUUCGCAAAGAUAAUUUUAUGACAAUGCUAGUGAAUGAUUAUUUAAAAGAAAAUUUUUGGCCACGGCGACCUAAAGAUAAUAGGGAUUUAAAUAUUGUAGCAUGUAGACUGAUGAAUAACAUUUUGCCAGGAUUAGAAACUACUGUUGUUUUUGAAACUCCUACAAAUGAAUUACUUAUCAAAAGACUUUUUUCUUGGGCAGAACAAAGUGCAGAACCUUUACAAACGUAUGCUACUGGUUUAUUAGCUUCAGCUAUGGAAAUACAAGAAAUAGCUGCUAGCUUCAGAGAAUCAAAUAAUAAACUAGUACCUAUUAUGUUAGACCGUCUUCAAUCAUUAUAUUCUCAAUUUUAUGAAGAAAAUGAAAUGAAUGAAAAUACAAAACCAUUUGCUCAUUUAAACAAUGAUUCAUCUAAAUGUGAUAAUACUGUCAUUAAACAAUCACCUAGGAAAAAAGUGCGAUAUAAAUCAACUAGUAAUCUAAACAUGGAGUUAUUAGAUGGAAUAAUUAGUGAUUCAAAUCAAUAUUCUAAGAAUAUUUCAGAUGAUACAUCCAUAGAAUAUAAAGAAAAUAGUAUGUGUGGGGAUAGUAACUCAUCUUGGAUUACAGAACCAUAUGCUAGUAAUUGGAUACAAAUUUAUCCACCAACAUUAAUUACCAAACAAGUUUUCAUUCUCAAAUAUUUGACUCCAACAGGUGAAUAUCAAGAGUUUUUAAGUCAUGCAUUUGAAAAAAAUGCUUUGACGCUAGUUAUGAAACUCAUAAAUACAGCUGACAGACAAAAUGGUUAUUUGACUUUUGAGGCACUAAAAUAUUUAGCUGCUCUUCUUUGUCAUAAAAAAUUUGCUACAGAAUUUGUUAACCUUCAAGGAUUACAGAAAUUACUUCAAAUUCCUAGACCCAGUAUCCCAGCUACUGGUGUUUCUAUUUGCUUUUAUUAUUUAUCAUACUGUGAAGAUGCUAUGGAAAGAAUAUGCCUAUUACCUGAACAUAUACUUGUUGAUCUUGUAAAAUAUGCUUUAUGGAUGUUAGAAUGUUCACAUGAUUCAAGCCGAUGUCAUGCUACAAUGUUUUUUAGUUAUAGCUUUCAAUUUAGAGUUAUUCUAGAAAUAUUUGAUAGCCAAGAUGGAUUACGAAAACUUAUUAAUGUGGUAAGCAUGUUACCAAUUCUUUCUGCCGAAGAACCAGCAUUUAGCUCAUUGACUGAAGAUGCUGAAUGCUCAGCCAGACAAAUUAUUCGUCAUGUAUGUGUUGCUCUGAAGAGAUACUUUGAAGCUCAUCUUCAUAUAAAAGCACAACAAAUACGUAGAGCUAAAAUGAGAGAUUCAGGAUUAUUAAAUUCAUCUACGGUUGUCCAUCAUACAGCAAUUCCUGGUUAUAAAUCCAAUAAAAAAUCAUCUGGUGAAAUUCAAGAAGAAAUUGAAUUAUUGUCUAAUACUGUAUCUAUGAAAAGUCAUUGGACCCCUGUAGAUAAUUUGAUGAAAUUAGGUGGCAUAAAUAUACUAUUACAAGUUAUUAAUAUGUCACAUGAUUGGAGUUUUACUGGCAGGCAUGAGUUUGAAAUGGUUAAAAGUGCUCUUGAAGUUAUAAAUAUUUGUGCAGUGUUACCAAAAGUCCAAUUAGCACUGUGUGAACCAGCCCCCAAGAUUCCAGGAGAAAAUUCUCAAGUUGAUAUAAAUAUGACUGAAGAUUCUCAAGCUGAGAAUGAAGAAGUUGGUUUAAAUAUUAUUUUAAAAGCAGCUGAAGGAGAUCCUUCAGAUGCUGAUGUACAGAAAGCUGCACUUUCAGUUAUUAUUACAUGUGCAUGUGCUCCAAUACACAGGGAUGGGGGUACAAUUGCAUAUUACUCAACUCAUGGAUCAGCCAAAAAAAAAACGCCUAAAACCAAUGACGAUAUAGUGAUAGAAAAGGUUUGGGAUUGUAUUAGAAAUAAUAAUGGCAUUAUGGUAUUGCUGACAUUAAUGACUAUCAAAACACCAAUUUAUGAGGUUGAUGCAAUUAGAGGCUUAGCGAGUCGUGCUUUAGCUGGAUUAGCACGUAGUGAGUCAGUUCGCCAAAUAAUCAGCAAGCUACCAUUAUUUAAUAGUGGUCAAUUGCAAAAUCUUAUGAAAAAUCCAGUACUUCAGGAUAGGCGACAAGAACAUGUGACAUUUCAGAAAUAUGCUCUUGAAUUAAUGGAGUUAGUUUCGGGAAAGAGUAAGACAAAUGGAGCGGAAAUAGAAGCAUCUUUAGCAAAUAUAAAUAGGGCAAAUAUUGUUGCUCAAACGAAAAUUCAUUUUAAUGAACAUCAACUGCUUCACCUUAUGUAUCAACAUCUUAUGUCCAAAGGAUUAACCAAGACUGCUGAAUCUCUAGUCCAAGAAGCUAAUAUCAAUAUAGAAGAAAAAAAAUCAAGUACAUUAUUGGAACCAUUUAAAUAUAUUGCACAAUGUCGAAGUCGAUCAAUUGGUGCGCUCUCUCCAAUUAAUCCUAGACAUAAUCAUAACCAAAAAUCUGAUUUAGCUAAUCCUUCAAGUGGUCCUCUGGGUGCUGGUUUUAGUGUUCGAGGUGUGAAUUCAUCUUCACCUAUACGUUUAAAUGUUAAUAGACGCUUAGAUUCUCGAACCAAAACAGAAACCGAACCUGAAUUUGAAUCGCCAAUGUCAAAAUCAAUUCAUAAAAAAAUAGAUCAAGAUAUUAUUCCUCCUUCUGAUAAUAAUAUGACAGUUAGUCUAGAAUCAAUUAUUACUGAGUACUUGACUAAUCAACAUGCAUCAUGUAAACAUCCAAUGGUAACAUGUCCUCAAUUUAAUUUAUUUGUACCACAUAAGUGUCCAGAUCCCAAACCCAGGAAUUUAAUGUGUACAAAUUUUGCAAUGCGAUUUUCUAAAAACAUUCAUUCCAGAAAAUUAGAUCAAAGAUUAAUACAUAGUCGAUUUUGUCCUACUCGAAUGUUCCGUAUUGAUGAUGAUGAAGGAUAUUUUACUUGUUGUGAAUUUUUGACACAAAAAAGACUUGCAGUUGGAACUUAUAAUGGAGAAAUAAAAGUUUAUAAUUUGUUUACUGGACAAGAAGAAUUAACAUUUACUGCACAUGAUUCCUAUAUUGUUAAUUUAGAAAGAAGUAAUGAUGAGAGACUAUUACUAUCAUCAGCUUCAUGGAGACCUCCUCUAACCACCUUAUGGUCUAUUGACAAUCAAUCAAUUACACUUAAAUAUUCAUUAGAUGAUGAGGAGUACUGUACUUUUAGUAACUAUUAUCAAAAUAAAAUUCUUGGUACUAAAGGAGAAAUAGCAUCGAUAUAUGAUGUUGAAACAAGUAAAAAACUGAUAACAUUAAAUCCCAAACAUUCUAACCAAUAUAGUAGAAAUAGAGCAGCAUUUGAUUCGACAAAUGAACUUGUGCUCUCUGAUGGUGUACUGUGGGAUGCAACUUCUGGUAAAGAAAUUCAUAAAUUUGACAAGUUAAAUCAAAAUGUUAGUGGUAUUUUCCAUCCAAAUGGAUUAGAGAUUAUUUCCAAUACUGAAGUUUGGGAUAUGCGUACAUUUCAGUUAUUACGCACUGUAUCAAGUCUUGAUCAAUGUAAUGUUACUUUCUCUAAAACCGGAGAAGGAAUGUAUGUUUAUGUUAUUGAUCAAGAAGUUGAUGAUGAUUCAUCUUAUCAAACAUCAUUCAAAACUCUUGACCCUUAUGAUUAUACUAAUAUUGCUACUGUUGAUGUUAAAAAGUAUAUUUAUCAUAUGGCUUGUAAUAAAUAUGAUACUCAAAUAGCUAUUGUAGAAAACCAAGGUAUAUAUGAAAACAUUGAUGAAUCGAUUGUACGCAUUUAUGAUGUUGGAAGAUCAAGAGCAGAAGAUGAAACUAUGGAAGAAGAAGAUGAAGAUGAAGUUGAAAGUGAAGGUUCCGGAUCUGAUGAUGAAAAUAUGUCUUUAUUUCCUUCAUUACUAGAAGAUUUAUUAGAUGAUCGCGGCGAAGACGAAGAUGAUGAUGAAGAUGACGACAGAGGUGAUCAAGGAUCCAUUAAUAGUAGUAUUAGCAGUUCUAGUUCAAAUGAUUCGAGAACGACUCCUUCUAGUAAUUCUAGCUAUGAUGUUAAUUCAGAUGGAGAUGAUUAAUAGUAAAAUUCAAAUUUUGAAUCCAGUAAUUUUUGUGAUAUUGUAAAUUCAAAACUAAGCAUAUACAUUCAGUGUAAAUGUACAUAAAUAGAACACUUCUCUAGUCUUUAAAUACAUUAAAUAUAAAAUUAAAAUUGUAUUCAAAUCAAAAUAUCAAGAUAAUUUGUAAGACUUUAUAACCCUUAAAUGUAUGGUCAAUUAAACUAUGAUAUUGAAUUUUUCUAUC
Daktulosphaira vitifoliae (grape phylloxera) is the source of this 4742-nucleotide messenger RNA. It is a transcript of the gene mahj, whose product is annotated as protein mahjong. The transcript is spliced from 29 exons. Gene Ontology annotation, biological process: protein ubiquitination. Gene Ontology annotation, cellular component: Cul4-RING E3 ubiquitin ligase complex; nucleus. Lineage: Eukaryota; Metazoa; Arthropoda; Insecta; Hemiptera; Phylloxeridae. Gene Ontology annotation, molecular function: protein binding. The record is from RefSeq and is a predicted model, not a curated record. The coding region runs from base 203 to 4516 and encodes 1437 amino acids.